Molecule: messenger RNA, 197 nt
Organism: Acaulospora morrowiae
Lineage: Eukaryota; Fungi; Glomeromycota; Glomeromycetes; Diversisporales; Acaulosporaceae
Source: the annotation of a GenBank genome assembly
UGUUUCAUCCAACUCUACCACUUGUUGCAUCAUGUUCAGGACAAAGGAAAUUUGAACUCAUGCCCGAAGAACCUAACAUGGACGAACAAACUAGUCAUAAAACUAAUCAUGAUAAUUCUUUUAAAGUAUGGAAAGUAAUGGGACAAUACGAAUGGCAUCAUUAUGAUGUGGUUUCGGAUAAUAUUCAAUUAUUAUAG